CUCUUCUCUUCCUUUCUCCUUUACUUCAUCCAUUCUUUUCUUCACAAAUUUUCUUCUCUUCCUCACUUCCUGCCACAAUAAUCAACAACCCUUAUAAUAAUAAUGGAAUUAAUGUUUCUGCCACCACCACCACCAUGGCUCGAACAACUAUUGUCAACCACCUUCUUCACCAUCUGCGAGUCCCACAUCGACGCCCCCAGAAACGAGUGCAACAUGUACUGCCUCGAUUGCACAGACCAAGCAUUUUGUUUUUAUUGCAAACAAUCUUCGCAUAAGGAUCAUCAAGUAAUUCAAAUAAGGAGGUCGUCGUAUCAUGAUGUUGUGAGGGUAACGGAGAUUCAGAAGAUUUUGGAUAUCAGUGGAGUUCAAACGUACGUGAUUAACAGUGCUAGAGUUCUUUUCCUCAAUGAGAGGCCUCAGAAUCAGCCUAAGACCAAUAAUGCUAUUGUUAGUGGCAAAAGUAACUCCCAUUUGUGUGAAAUUUGCAGAAGGAAUCUCUUGGACCCUUUUCGUUUCUGUUCUUUGGGAUGCAAGCUUGUGGGAAUAAAGAAGAAUGGGAACGCGAGGUUUGUCUUGAGCGCAAAGAAAGACGAAGAAAUAGGGAGAAUGCAUGAAGGAAUAGCAAGGUUGGCAUCAAAGGAAGAAUUGCGUGAAGGAAUCCACAAACAAGUGUACCAAAGCACGCCUUCUCAUGUAUCUCUACAAGUUUGCUCAAAUUCAAGGAGAAGAAAAGGGGUACCUCAUAGGGCACCUUACCUUUAGGCCCAUAAUUAAGGCUUUAAUUUUGGUAUUAUUAUUAUUAUUAUGGUUUGCAUGAUUAAUUAGUUUGAAGCUCUUUAUCCAGCUCAUUCCUCACAAUCCCCAUGUGGUUAUGAGUAGUAACCAAAGGUCUCUUAAUGGGGCAUUAAUUUAUGUACAAAAAGGAGAGCGGAAUGGUUUAUGUUACUUUUGAGCAUAGCCUGGCUUUGGGGGCAAUAAUGCUUUGCUUUGCAUUCAUUAAUAAAUGUUUUGAAACAUGCUAGGUGUAAAUGUCCCCUCUACACAUGAAUGGUUUCAUGUAACAAGGAAAACGACUUCUUUCUUUUUC
Cajanus cajan (pigeon pea) is the source of this 1087-nucleotide messenger RNA. RefSeq names its product protein RGF1 INDUCIBLE TRANSCRIPTION FACTOR 1. Lineage: Eukaryota; Viridiplantae; Streptophyta; Magnoliopsida; Fabales; Fabaceae. The record is from RefSeq and is a predicted model, not a curated record.